UUGUACAGUGUUUUUUUCUCUUACAAUUGCAAUUGCGACUAUAUAAUUUGUGUAAUGUUUCGUCGCACAACUAAUUGCAAUUUGGGGCAGGCAAUAGUGCAACACGUGAAAUAACCAAAAAGUGGCGUCUAAAAAUAGGAAUACACUGACGAAACACGCACGUCCGUGACAUUGAUUCACAUUCAAAGAGGCAGAGAGAAAGCAGCUGCUGGCAGCGAGUAAAAGCAAAAAUAAAACGAGGAAGUGUCCGUAUGUAGCCACCCGCCGCCAGUAUCAGCUGCUCGCUCUGGCCGCAAGCAAAAAAUUUAAUAUUAUUUUGUGUAAGACAGGCGUGGGCAGAACAAUUUUUAGGUUUUUUAACAUUCCUUACACUAAUAUCGUCAAGAAAGGGACCUAAAAUCAAAACAGCGUUGGCGGAACGGCUUCGAAAAGCUCAACUGGAAUCUGAAAGCUGGAAGCAACUGAGCCCACAGAAACUGGCGACGCAGUGCAUUUAAUCAAGUCAUUUUGUGUUGUGUAAUCGGCAAGUGAACGGAAAAUUCGCAUUCAAUAUGUCAGAAAAAGAGCCCAGCAAGAAAAAGACACCGCCCAAGGGUAUGAAAUAUCUGAUUGGAGGUGCUAGUGGCAUGGGCGCAACCCUGUGCGUCCAGCCACUGGAUCUUGUCAAGAAUAGAAUGCAAAUUGCCGGAGCCGGUAGUGGUAAGAAGGAAUUUCGCAACUCUUUCCACUGCAUUCAGACCGUGAUCAGCCGCGAGGGACCUCUUGCAUUAUACCAGGGCCUUUCAGCAGCUCUGCUGAGGCAAGCGACCUACACCACCGGACGACUGGGUGUCUACACUUACCUCAACGAGGAAUAUCGAAGUCGCACCAAUCGCGAUCCCAAUGUGCUGGCCAGCAUGGCCAUGGGCACUAUAGCCGGUGCCUGUGGUGCGUUCAUCGGCACGCCAGCAGAGGUGGCGCUAAUUCGCAUGACUUCAGAUGGACGCCUGCCUCUGGAAGAGCGACGCAACUACAAAAAUGUGGGCAAUGCUCUGGCGCGUAUAACGCGCGAGGAGGGCCUAACAGCAUUGUGGCGCGGCUGUUUGCCCACCGUUGGUCGAGCCAUGGUGGUGAACAUGACCCAAUUGGCCAGCUAUUCCCAAUUCAAAAGCUAUUUCCGUACUGGGCCGCUACAAAUGGACGAAGGCAUCAAACUACACUUUUUCGCCAGCAUGCUGAGCGGACUGCUAACUACGAUAACAUCGAUGCCGCUGGACAUUGCCAAGACGCGCAUCCAAAACAUGAAAUUGGUAGACGGAAAACCAGAGUAUAAGGGCACAAUGGAUGUGCUACUCCGGGUUGCACGUCACGAGGGCAUUUUCUCGCUUUGGAAGGGCUUUACGCCAUACUACUUCCGCUUGGGCCCGCACACGGUGUUGACCUUCAUCCUGAUGGAACAGCUCAACGAUGCCUUCAACAAGUACGUGCUGGGCGUGGAAAAGCGCGGUUCUGGAAUAUGAGGGGAGUCAUGCAACUAUAGCAAGCUGUGUGGCCUUGUUGUUGUUAAAGAUUAGCCGCAAUUCUAUACACUGUUAGCCAAUAGGUUCAAAGUUUAAACUGCAUAUUCCAAACAACUCCCCGAACGAUGAACCAAAUCAUGGACAAUACGAGAGUUAAUAAUUUUAUACAUAUUUGUAUUUACGAUAAUAUCCAAAGUGGGGCAUUUAAAUGUCGGAAACUCCGGUGACAAUAUUACAAAAUUAUGAGUGUCUGUUGUGGAAGUUUUUUUUUAUAAAAUAUAUAUGUAAUUGAUAUAACGCCUUAAGCAAAAAGUUAAUUCUGAAUAAAGCACAAUAAUGAAGCAUUAUGUUACCCUG
Drosophila novamexicana is the source of this 1856-nucleotide messenger RNA. Its product is annotated as mitochondrial 2-oxoglutarate/malate carrier protein. Lineage: Eukaryota; Metazoa; Arthropoda; Insecta; Diptera; Drosophilidae. The coding region runs from base 552 to 1499 and encodes 315 amino acids. Gene Ontology annotation, biological process: phosphate ion transmembrane transport; malate transmembrane transport; thiosulfate transport. Gene Ontology annotation, molecular function: thiosulfate transmembrane transporter activity; antiporter activity; malate transmembrane transporter activity. The record is from RefSeq and is a predicted model, not a curated record. The transcript has a single exon.